AUGGUCGCUAUCUCGAUGAUUUGGUUUUUCACCAAACGUAUGCCCAGAAUAUUUGCAUUAAUCUUCAAUUUAAUUUCGAUCUUUCUUUUGAUAUUUCUUCUGAUCGGCUGCUACAAUCCAUCAAAUCAAUCAACCUUCUUAGUCAAAUAUAAAUUUGAUGACAAUUCACCCUUUUAUUCUAUCAUAGAAAAGUCAUAUGAAAACUCAAAUAUAACUUUGGGUCUGGAGGAAGUCAUUAUAAGAUCCGGCUACAUGGGUGUUUGUAUUGAUAAUAUUCCUUCUCAAUAUAGCAUAUACAAUAAUAUGACUACAUCGUCCAAUAGAAUCUGUUAUCCAAGGAAGGAUUUAAGCUCCGUUCCCCUGUAUAAAGAUUUGGAAAUUCAACUUUCCAAUAUUGCGUCUUCCAAUUCUAAAGCUCAGUCAAGCGUUAUCCUAAACAUUUUGAAAUUAGCUCAAUUAACAUCAGUUAACGUCGUACAUCCCUACGUUCUGAUGGCAACCAUAAUAUUGACAAUUUUAAUGUUCUUACUGAUCCUAUACGUAACCAUUCCUAAGAUACCAUUUAAACUGGUAAUUAAUAAGUUUCUUUUACUGUUAAGUCCAACUUUAGUUUUGACGUGGGGAAUCGGUGCCAUGUGGACACAUGUGGGUAUAAAUGCAAGUCAUAGAUUGGUUCCGUCGUCAAGUAUGAAUAUACUUGCUGUGAAGAAGGGUAAGAAAGCAGCAACAAUGGCAUGGUUUGGUUUUGCAUUCAUACUUCUAGAUAGCGUGAUUUUAUGGCUGAUAUAUUUGAGAGAUAGAAAAAGCUUGAAAGAAGAAAUCGAUAAUGUUCCAUGUAGACAGAAUAGAUAUAACAACUAUUCUUCGGAUUCGUCCACACUACACUCCAAAGUAUAG
Messenger RNA from Saccharomyces mikatae IFO 1815, 897 nucleotides. RefSeq names its product Fig1p (gene FIG1). Gene Ontology annotation, cellular component: membrane; mating projection tip. Gene Ontology annotation, biological process: conjugation with cellular fusion. The coding region runs from base 1 to 897 and encodes 298 amino acids. The transcript has a single exon. The record is from RefSeq and is a predicted model, not a curated record. NCBI's taxonomy places the organism in Eukaryota, Fungi, Ascomycota, Saccharomycetes, Saccharomycetales, Saccharomycetaceae.